GCCCCACCGCGGCUGCGGUCCGCCAGGUCCGUCCCGCCCGUGCGUUCCCCGCGCCAUCCUCGAGGCCGACGCGCACCCGCUCGUGCUCCCCGCCCGGGGCAGCCAUGGCUCAGCACUUCUCCCUGGCCGCCUGCGACGUGGUCGGCUUCGAUCUGGACCACACGCUGUGUCGCUACAACCUGCCCGAGAGCGCCCCGCUCAUUUAUAACAGUUUUGCUCAGUUCCUAGUCAAGGAGAAAGGGUACAAUAAGGAAUUGCUCACUGUGACCCCUGAGGAUUGGGAUUUCUGUUGCAAAGGUUUAGUAUUGGAUCUGGAAGAUGGAACCUUCAUUAAACUUGCAGAUAAUGGCACUGUACUCAGGGCAAGCCAUGGCACCAAGAUGAUGAAUCCAGAGGCACUGGCAGAGGCUUAUGGCAAGAAGGAGUGGAAACACUUUGUGCUGGACACAGGCAUGCCUUGCCGCUCAGGAAAGUAUUAUUUCUAUGAUAACUACUUUGACCUGCCAGGAGCUCUUCUUUGUGCCAGAGUGGUGGACUCUUUAACAAAGCAGAACAGUGGUCAAAAAACACUUGAUUUUUGGAAGGAUAUAGUUGCUGGUAUACAACACAAUUUUAAAAUGUCAGCUUUUAAGGAAAACUGUGGAUUAUAUUUUCCCGAAAUUAAAAGAAAUCCCGGCAAAUAUUUACACAGUUGUCCAGAAUCUGUAAGAAAAUGGCUUCAGCAGCUUAAGAAUGCUGGGAAAAUUCUGUUGUUGAUUACCAGUUCUCACAGUGAUUACUGUAGGCUUCUCUGCAAGUAUAUCCUUGGAGAUGAUUUUGCUGACCUUUUUGAUGUUGUAAUUACAAAUGCAUUGAAGCCUGGUUUCUUCUCCCAUUGUCCAAAUCAGAGGCCAUUCCACACACUGGAGAAUGAUGAGGAGCAGGAGGCACUGCCAUGUCUGGAUAAACCUGGAUGGUACUCGCAAGGGAAUGCUGCCCACCUUUAUGAUCUCCUGAAGAAAAUGACAGGAAAACCUGAACCCAAGGUAGUUUACUUCGGUGACAGUAUGCAUUCAGAUGUGUUUCCGGCCCGUCACUAUAGUAACUGGGAGACAGUCCUCAUUCUAGAGGAGCUACGAGGGGAAGAAGGUGGGAAGCCUGUAGACUCGGAGCCUCUGCAGAAGAGAGGAAAAUAUGAGAGACCAAAAGCAAAGCCUCUAAAUACUUUAUCUAAUAAGUGGGGUUCUUUUUUCAUUGACUCAAUUUCGGGACGGGAAAAUUCUGAAGACUCCUUGGUUUACACAUGGUCUUCUAAGAGAAUCAGUACUUACAGCACAAUUGCCAUUCCAAGUAUUGAAGCAAUCGCAGAACUACCCCUGGACUACAAAUUUACAAGAUUCUCUUCAAGCAAUUCAAAAACAGCUGGCUACUAUCCACUGGUUCGUUAGCCCUUUGGUCCAUUGCACCAAUGUUCUUAUUCAAUUGAUGAGACACUUACUAAAUUGUGUUUCCCAAAAAGUGAAAAACUACUAUGCAGCAAUUAUACUGUAAAAGUUUUCAAAACUAUUGUAAAAUUCUUUAUAUGAACAAGUUUUUAAUGAGAAUUGAUGCAGAAAUUGGUAUUAGCCAUAUAUCUCCUUUUUAUAUAAAUCAUUUUAAUGCCUAAAAAUUUGGUUUAAUCAUUUUGAUGCCUAACAACUCAUCAUAUUAAAAAAAUCUUGGUAUUCUAGAACUAAAAAGAAUAUUUUUGCUAUUUUCUCUAGUUAAUUUUGAAAUUAGAAUUCACUGGGAGCAUAUGCGUGCUUAUUUACAUUUAUACAUAUAUCAUCCAGUGGUUCUCAAAAUAUGGUCCACUUAGAGCAUAGUAUCACUUAGAGCUUGCUAAUGCAAGUUUAAAGGUUCCACCCAAGAGUUAAGGAAUGAGAAACUCUGAGACUGGCUCCUAACAAUGUGUUUUAACAAGAUUUUCAGGAGAUUCUGAAUCACACUACAGAUUGAAACCCAAUAGCUAGACCAUGUACUUCAGAGGUUUGUUUAAAUGCUCUGGAUAAAAAUAGCUGAG
Molecule: messenger RNA, 2041 nt
Organism: Perognathus longimembris pacificus (Pacific pocket mouse)
Lineage: Eukaryota; Metazoa; Chordata; Mammalia; Rodentia; Heteromyidae
Gene: Nt5dc1
Product: 5'-nucleotidase domain containing 1
Exons: 12
Coding region: 105-1427 (440 amino acids)
Molecular function (GO): 5'-nucleotidase activity
Source: RefSeq, a predicted model, not a curated record